CCUCUGAGGAGGUGGCUGCUCCCCUCCAGCAGAGCUUCAUGAUCCCCAAAAAGGAGAUAAACAUGGUUUCCGACAUGGCCAAGUGGAAGCGCUCUCAGGCAUACGCAGAUUACAUGGGCUUCAUCCUCACUCUGAAUGAAGGUGUCAGGGGCAAGAAGCUGACCUGCGAAUACAAAGUUUCAGAGCCCAUUGAAAAGCUGGUGGCUCUUCUGAACACCCUUGACAGAUGGAUCGAUGAAACCCCGCCAGUGGAUCAACCUUCUCGCUUUGGGAACAAAGCCUUCAGGACCUGGUACGCCAAACUAGACCAGGAAGCAGAAAAGUUGGUGGCAACAGUGAUCCCCAAGCAUUUGGCUGACGCUGCACCAGAAGUGGCCGUGUACCUGAAGGAAUCUGUGGGGAACUCCACCCGCAUUGACUAUGGCACAGGGCACGAAGCUGCAUUUGCAGCCUUUCUCUGCUGCCUCUGCAAAAUCGGCGUGCUCAGAGUGGAUGACCAGAUGGCCAUUGUCUUUAAAGUAUUUAACAGGUACCUAGAGGUGAUGCGAAAACUUCAGAAGACCUACAGGAUGGAACCUGCUGGCAGCCAGGGCGUGUGGGGCUUGGAUGACUUCCAAUUUCUACCUUUCAUAUGGGGCAGUUCCCAGCUGAUAGACCAUCCAAAUCUGGAGCCUCGACACUUUGUUGAUGAGAAGGUGGUAAAUGAAAACCAUAAGGACUUCAUGUUCCUGGAGUGCAUCCUCUUCAUUACAGAGAUGAAGACGGGCCCCUUUGCCGAGCACUCCAACCAGCUCUGGAACAUCAGCGCCGUGCCCUCCUGGUCCAAGGUCAACCAGGGCCUCAUCCGCAUGUACAAGGCAGAGUGCCUGGAGAAGUUUCCUGUGAUCCAGCACUUUAAGUUCGGCAGCCUGCUCCCCAUCCAGCCUGUGACGUCCUAAGGAGGCCGCGGGAGGAGUCGAGGCAGCAGAGGCGUAGCGCGGCGCUCUUCCUCCUCCCCUCACCCACUCCUCAUCACCUUGCCCGUUACACACAGCCCAUUCAUUCCUGCACAUCCUCAUUGCCAACCACAGAUCCAAAGCACUCGGUGGCCUUGCACGGGAGACGGGACCUGGAGCGGCUCCUCCUGCAGGUCUCCAGCACGGGGAUGUCUCGCCAGCGACCAAGCCGGGGCUGUGCUUCUCCGCUCUGCUUCGUCCACGGGCAGCGCGACGGCCGUGUACGGCUCUGGGCAUGUGAAUGGGAUUUGAGUAGGGGCUGCCUUGCAGCAAAGGCCCUCUGCUUCCCUUCCCGGGAGGAAGUGGGUGUGGAGGGGAGGAAGGCACGUGUGUAUGUGUUGGGCAGUGGGAACUGCAAUUUCCCUUUUGAAUUUCAUUGAAGUUUCCUGUUGCUGUUUGGUUUGGGAAACCGCUGUGAGGGGUGAGGUGUGAGCCUGCACGUGUCUGUAGGCAGCCACCUCUGCUUGCGCGGGGGGUCUGAAAUGGGUAAAGGAAGUUGUAGGGAAGGUCUGUGGGUUGCUGGAAGCCCAGGGUGCCCUCUCCCUUUUUCUGGGUGAGGAAAGCCCCCUCCCUCCAUCUCUUCUGCAAGGUUCCCUGGGUCUUCCUUUCCCACUACCGCCUCUUCUCUUGGGUGAAGCUGGGAACCUUCUGGGCUGCAGGGGUCUGAGCUGGCUCUGGAGCCGGAGACAAGGUCCCCAGAGGGACCCGGCUCUGUGGGAACAGCUAUGCAAAGACACUGCUCGAGCGGUGCCUGCCCAGGCUCCCUCCUAACGGGCACAAAACCUCACAUGUUCGCACACAUUCAUCGCUGGGUCCAACCUGUCCUCUGCACUCCCCGUUUCCUCCUCCAUGCUUUGCUGCCCCGGGGCUGGGCUGGCCUCAGUGGCACAAGGUGAUCGUGGUUGCUACUGCUUGGUCAUAAAUUGCAGCGACAGCCCCAUGGCAAAGGGAUUUCCCCACGAAGCAGCAUGUUCCCCAGCUCUUUUAGGGAGGCAUCCCCAGA
This is a messenger RNA of Aptenodytes forsteri (emperor penguin), 1998 nucleotides long. RefSeq names its product protein phosphatase 2 phosphatase activator (gene PTPA). Gene Ontology annotation, molecular function: protein tyrosine phosphatase activator activity; peptidyl-prolyl cis-trans isomerase activity. The record is from RefSeq and is a predicted model, not a curated record. Bases 39 to 938 code for a protein of 299 amino acids. Gene Ontology annotation, biological process: mitotic spindle organization. The transcript has 9 exons. NCBI's taxonomy places the organism in Eukaryota, Metazoa, Chordata, Aves, Sphenisciformes, Spheniscidae. Gene Ontology annotation, cellular component: protein phosphatase type 2A complex; nucleus; cytoplasm.